Molecule: messenger RNA, 1292 nt
Organism: Sorghum bicolor (sorghum)
Lineage: Eukaryota; Viridiplantae; Streptophyta; Magnoliopsida; Poales; Poaceae
Product: RING-H2 finger protein ATL74
Exons: 1
Coding region: 344-943 (199 amino acids)
Source: RefSeq, a predicted model, not a curated record
UAUAUGAACCGUUUCAUCAAAGCCGAAAAGAAAAACACCCAAGCCAGCAUGGAAAAAGGUCCAAACCGUAGCAAAACCACGUCGGAGAAGACGCUAUUUUGUACUUGCACACACACCCUAAACCCCGGAGACUGGCGGCUUUUAUCCGCUCCUCCCAAAGCAGCAAACAAAGACAGUGGGCAACUACUACUGGGAUCUGUUUCUAUAAAAGGCAGGACCACCCCUCGCUCCCCUUCCCACACACACACACACACACACACACUUUGUCAGCUUCCUCCCCUGCGAGUCUGCGACUGCCCGUGAGCGAACAGUGCGAGCAGUCCGAUCGAGCGAGCGAGCGAGGAUGCACGGCGCGGCGAGGAAGCUGCUGAUGUGGGGGAGCAGCCCGGUGGGGGCGGCGGGGUCGGACAGGCCCGACGACCACGACGUCGUGAUCGUGCUCGCCUCGCUGCUGUGCGCGCUCAUCACGGUCCUCGGCAUCGGCCUCGUGGCGCGGUGCGCGUGCGGCCGCGGCGGGCCCCGCGCGCGGGCGGCGGCGGCGGCCAACAGGGGCGUCAAGAAGUCGGUGCUCCGCAAGAUCCCCACCGUGCCGUACGUCGCGCCGGCACCCGCCUGCGCCGCAGGAGGAGGGGACGUGGAGUCAGGGGAGCCGGCGGCGGAGGCAGGGGAGGCGGAGGCGGCGGAGUGCGCCAUCUGCCUGGCGGAGUUCGAGGAGGGCGAGUCGAUGCGCGUGCUGCCCCAGUGCGGCCACGCCUUCCACGCCGCCUGCAUCGACAAGUGGCUGCGGGGCCACUCGUCCUGCCCUUCCUGCCGCCGGAUCCUGUCCCUCCAGCAGCUGCCGCCCGGCGAGCGGUGCCGCCGCUGCGGCGCGCGGCCCCAGGACGGGGACACUGCUGGGUGGAAGCCCACCUACUACAGCGCCAUGCCGCCGUUCCUGGCAUAGGCUGGGCGGCAGAGGAAUUGCUCCAAUCCGAAAGCGAAGCAAACCUUUCGGUUAAAUUCCAUCCUCGCCUCUUCUGGUUUCGUUUUACUGAUCGCAGUGGUAGAUUUCAGUAGUGCCUGCUGUCUGGUUGUGGUUGGUACUUGGUAGUGAGUUGCGUAGGCGUAGGCGUAGCAAUCUGGGAAUGAGGAAGUUGGGGGGGAUCAAUUCAUGGCCUCUCAAUUGGGGUGAUAGAGUGUUUGUUGCAGCUGAAACAGAAACACUGCAGCAUAGUAGUAGUUCCAGCUAUGUACAAUUUGUAAAUACUACUCUAGUAAUUAAUUAAUAUGCAUGCAAUGAGCUUUGGUGAGGA